This is a messenger RNA of Bufo gargarizans (Asiatic toad), 789 nucleotides long. RefSeq names its product nicotinamide N-methyltransferase-like. The transcript has 3 exons. The record is from RefSeq and is a predicted model, not a curated record. Gene Ontology annotation, cellular component: cytosol. Lineage: Eukaryota; Metazoa; Chordata; Amphibia; Anura; Bufonidae. Gene Ontology annotation, molecular function: N-methyltransferase activity. The coding region runs from base 1 to 789 and encodes 262 amino acids.
AUGGACGCCCAUGUUACCUCUUCACAAACCUACAUUGAUGAAUUUAACCCCCAGGAAUACUUACAGACAUUCUUUGUGCCAGAGGAAGGAGUUCUUUUUGGAGAAUGGACCGAUUUUGCAUUACAAAAUCUACAUGAAACCUUCACUAAAGGUGGAGUAAGAGGAGAAACCCUGCUUGAUUUUGGCACUGGAGCCACCAUUUAUCAACUCCUCUCAGCCUGUGAAGUGUUUGAUAAAAUCAUUGCCUCAGAUUUCCUUGAACAGAACCACGCUGAAUUUCAAAAAUGGCUGAACAAGGAUCCAGAUGCUUUUAACUGGACUCACAUCAUCAAAUGUGUAUGUGAACUGGAAGGAAAUAGGGAGGAUUUCGAGAAAAAGGCUGAGAAACUCCGCUGUAAGGUGAAAGAAAUCCUGAAAUGUGACGCUUUCAAAAGAAACCCUUAUGACCCUGUCAUUGUGCCACCGGUUGAUUGUCUCCUGUCUUGCUUCUGUCUUGAAGCUCCUUGUAAAGACAUAAAGUCAUACUGUAAUGUUCUGAAAAAUUUCAAGGACUUGAUAAAACCCGGAGGUCACCUUUUGAUCUUAAGUGGACUGAAUGCUACUUAUUAUCACGCUGGUAAAAAGCGCUUUAGUAUAAUGAGCUCAAAAAAAGAAGAGCUGGAGAUGGCGUUUAAAGAAGCUGGUUAUAUUAUUGAAAAAGCUGCUUAUACCUCACGUAUUGAUAAAUCAAGGAUAGAUGUUGCUGAUUAUGAAGGUUACUAUUUUAUUCAUGCCCAUAAACCAAAGUAA